GUCCGUUUGCGUUCUCCAGAGCAGCUGAACUUCACUGAAGCCGAUCUUCAGCGAUAUUGGAAACUGAUCAAACUUGGGAUGGCACCCACUACGGAGUCGAGACUGAAUGUGGAGGCUUUGAGUAAAAGAGAUGUUUUGCUUCUCUUCAGUGUAUUGGAAGGAGAGCUGGAAGCUCGAGACUUUGUCAUACAGGCACUUAAGGCCCAGCACAGAGAUGCCUUCAUGUGGGAGCGAUAUGGAAAAUACAGCCUGAGCGAUCCAUUUCUGGCCCUGCAGAGGGAUAGCGAGAUCCACCAGAACUCGGGUCAUGGAGGAGGAGUUUCGGGAAGAUCGGCGGCACGCUCGGACCCUCUGGCGGUGCUGAAGCUGGUGGUAGGACACUGCAGAAGGAUGCAAGAGAAGAUGCUGAAACAGCUGGCAGCUGCAGAGAGCAGACAUAGGAAGGUCAUUGCUGAUCUAGAGGAGGAGAAGAGAAAGCAUGCUGAAGAUACUGCUGAAGGAGAUGACGUUACAUACAUUCUCGAGAAGGAGAGAGAGCGCCUCCUACAGCAGUUGGAGUUUGAGAAGGCAAAGACGUCUCGUAUCGAGAGGGAGAACAAACGACUGCACGAUCAGUUAGAAGACCAGCGCGUCCAGCAUAAACAUCUCGUGACGGCACUGAGUCGAGAAUGCAAACGGUCCGGCUCCCGCGCCCACGAGGAGUCCCAGCGCGCCACCGAAAUCUGCCAUCGCGCCACCCUCGCCAAUCAGGCUCUGAAGGUGGAGUUAGAGGAAGAGAAGAAGCGGGCUAUGCAAAUGGAAGCGAGGAGAGAGGAGCUACUGGCCGAGUUUGACACGGAGCGAGAGCAGCUCAGUCUGAGGUUACGUAAAGAGGAGGCACGCUCCAGGGAGCUGCAGGAGGAGGUGGAGAGGUUGAGGAGAGAGAUGAGCGGUGAAGCUUUAGAAACGGGUGAGUGGGAAGCGAAUAAGAUGAACGGAAACCACGUGCCUACAGAAGAUGCUGAGAAGCAGAGAAUUGAGGACUUACUUGAAAACCAAUUGACCAAUGGGAGCUCUCCGUCCAAACUGCAAACCCCUUCUAACAACAACACAGAGAUGUGUUCAGUACAAAGUCUUUUAUCAAUGCAAUCCACAGACACGCCUAGCCUCCAAGCUGCGUACCAAGCAGGCAUCCACCAACGCUUUCAUGCAACACGGCACAAAUUUCAAGGCACCCUUGAUCAAGACACCCAGGUCGCUGCUUCUCCUCCCCACGGUGCACGUGAGCUCUCUCCCUGCGCCGCCCAUGCGCAAGAUCUGCCAGACGUCAGUGGUGUGUCUUCUAAACAUGCGGCUCGCAAUGCGGUCACACAAGCCCUGAGUCGUCUGGGUGCUCACCAGGGUUCUGGCAAACCAACUGCACCCAACAGUUCCCCCUUUGGCAUGGAUUACCGCACUUUAUCCGGUGCGAUGUCUCCGACUACGACUAUCAGGUCUCCAACCAGUCCCAGAGCAGAAAGAGGGACCCCGCCCCCAAUCCCCCCCAAGAAGCCUGGCCUCGCCGAGACUCCGCCCUCUCCGGCCACUCUUCGAGCCGCUCGCUUGGCUCAAAUGUCGCCCGGAUGCGGACGUAGCAGCAGCCACGAGAGCAGCAAUGAACCAGACCUUGUGCUGUCAUCUAGUGGCUAACAAGAAUAAAUGUGACAUAAAUUUGACCAUGAAUAUUAUUACGUCAAACACUGUCUAUCUUUUUCGUAAAGGGACUUUUUUUUGUGAAAUCCCUGCCUGUGAAAUCCAGGUUGAAGUCUCAGACUAGGAGAGACUCAGAGAUUAGGAGCAUUAAAGUUUGAUUUCAAUCAUUGGCAUGAUCUUACUCAGUCAAUGUUAAAGAUAUAAAGGUUAUAUUUUCACUGCAUAUUCUUUACAUUAUGUAGGAUGAUUUAAUGGAGAUACAGUAAUCACAAAAAAUGACAGGAUCAUAUAUCUGUUAUCUUAUGGGUGUUUGCAUUAUAUAAUCAAAUGCAAGAUGCAUGAAUUAAAAUACUGUACAUUAUGUUUGUAUUUUACCUCACCCUGUAUAAGAAAAUCACUUGUUUAUUUGCUACCAGUUUCUAUAAAUAUUAGUUUAUAUAUUUCUAAAAAAAAUGUAUAUAUACAGUACAUGAUAAUGUGCUAUUUUUAUUUUACUUUUUAUUAUUUUACUUCACCCAGUCAUCUAGUUUAUACACUGUACUGUAUAUUUAACAGCAUGUGGGAAUCAUUUGCUUUUUCACAAAGCAGUUUUUGUAUAUCUAAAGGUACUGAAGAUUUACCCUAAACAUUCACUUAGCCAGAAUUAUAUAUAUUCCAAUGAUAUUCUGUUAUGUUUUUCUUAUAUAAAUGUUAAUAUCGGAGUAAUUUUACCUUUUUUUUUUUUUUUUUUUGCGCAAAAUAUUGCACUUAUACAGUCAAUUUAAUUCCCAUACACUGCAAAAAAUGACUUUCUUACUUAGUAUUUUUGUCUUGUUUUCAGUAAAAAUAUCUAAAAAUUCUUAAAUUAAGAUGCAUUUUCUUGAUGAGCAAAAUGACCUAAGAAAAUAAGUCUGUAUAUUUUUUGUCUUAGACUAAUUUAAGUAAAUUUGUGCUUUAAAAAAGCAAAAAUAACUGCUAAUGGGGGUGAGAAAAAAAAUCUAAAAAUACGUUUUCUUUUUUCUUAAACACUUAAUUUAAGCAAAAUUUUCUCACCCCAUUGAUCCCCAUUUCUCACCCCACUCAUCUUGAUUUAAGAAUUUUUAGAUAUUUGUUCUGAAAAAAAGACAUUUUUUCAAGAAAAAAAAUUCUUAGUAUUUUUGUCUUGUUUUCUGUAAAAAUAUCUAAAAAUUCUUAAAUUAAGAUGCUUUUUCUUGAUGAGCAAAAUGACCCAAGAUAAUGAGUCUAGUUUUUAGACCAAAAUAUAAAAUUUAAGUGAUUUUGUGCAUAAAAAAAUAUCUGCCAAUGCGGUAAGCAAAAAAAUUGUAAAAAGUUUUCACUAAACACUAAAUUCAAGAAAAAUGUGCUUACCCCAUUGGCAGAUUUUUUUGCUUGUUUUACGCACAAAAUCACUUAAAUUUGAUUGAACUUAUUCUCUUGGGUCGUUUUUAGAUAUUUCUACUGAAAACAAGACAAAAAUACUAAGAAAUGUUUUUCUUAAAUCAUUUUUUUCAGUGUACAGUCAAUUUAAUUCCCAUACACUGCAAAAAUUACUUUCUUAGUAUUUUUGUAUUGUUUUUAGUAAAAAUACCUAAAAAUUCUUUAAUUAAGAUGCAUUUUUUUGAUGAGCAAAAUGACCUAAGAAAAUAAGUCUAGUUCAUAGGCAAAAAUAUACAAUUUAAGUAAAUUUGUGCUUAAAACAAGCAAAUCUAAAAAUAAGUUUUCUUUUUUCUUAAACACUUCAUUUACACAAACAUUUCUCACCCCAUUGGCAGAUAAUUUUACUUGUUUUUAGCACAAAUUUACUUAUAUUUUAUACUUUUUUUCUUAGGUCAUUUUGCUCAUCAAGAAAAUACAUCUUGAUUUAAGAAUUUUUAGAUAGUUCUACUGAAAACAAGACAAAAAUACUAAAUAAGAAAAUCAUUUUUUGCAAUGUAGUCCAGAUUGCAUAUCUGUACUCAUCAAAUCCAGCCAGCAGGGGGCGUAAAGUUACUGUAAAGUUACAGUUGCAUCUACAGAUCUUCAGAACAGAAUAUUAGCAUACUACCCACUACAUACUUUGCAGUAUACACUUAUAUUUGACAAAUAAAGACAUCAUUGCCUUGAUUUUGCUGUAUAGAUGUCUUUAUACAAGCGCGGCAUUCAUCGACUCAAGUACACGAGGGAAAGGUUAAAAUGAAUAUGCUAUAAUUUAAAGCGUGUGAAAAAUGUGUACAUCACAGCCACCCAUGUGAGACUAACAGGAGCGAGGAUCACAGUUUAACCAGCCAGGAGCCUCUCCUUAAAUCCUAAAUCCCCUCUUUAUGUGUGUGUGCGUGUAUGCGUGCGAGUGUGUGUGGCCCGGGAAACAGAGAG
Paramisgurnus dabryanus is the source of this 4002-nucleotide messenger RNA. It is a transcript of the gene cttnbp2nla, whose product is annotated as CTTNBP2 N-terminal like a. Lineage: Eukaryota; Metazoa; Chordata; Actinopteri; Cypriniformes; Cobitidae. The record is from RefSeq and is a predicted model, not a curated record.